This is a messenger RNA of Coffea arabica (coffee), 2302 nucleotides long. The record is from RefSeq and is a predicted model, not a curated record. Lineage: Eukaryota; Viridiplantae; Streptophyta; Magnoliopsida; Gentianales; Rubiaceae.
GUGGGAUGGGAGUCUCAUUUCAUUUUUGAAAAAAAAUAAUAAUGACCCCUCGUUACUUCUAUCUACACCAGAAGCAGAUAAAAGCAACUCAAACAACAGAAUAAUCUGACAAUUUCCUUCGCAGAGAAGGAGAGGAGAAAGAAAAGCAGAUAGAUAGAGAGAGCUACGAAAGAUCAUCAAGAAAAGGCGUGUCAUCACAACUCACAAGAGGGAGUAUAUUAGAGACCGUUUAAAAAGAGAGGGCAUGUUUUGAGAGAACAAAAGACUGGAGGAGCCCUCCCCUAGCCUUAAUCCUUUUCGCAAUUUUGCUCUUAGAUUCUUAGCCACUCUUGUUUUUCCUUCUCGUUUUCUUGUGCUCUAUGCAUCAAAACUUGUAGAAAAGAGGACUUUUUGGUGGUGCAUCCCAUAGAAAACUGAGUUUUCUUCUUUCAGAAACACAAGUAUGGUCUGAUAAAGAAGUUUUGGGUUCUUGCAUGGCGAGUCAAAGAGUUGGUGAGGCUGGUUUUUCCAACUCAGGACCCUCACAUCAUCAUCACCACAAUACUAUGCCUUACGCUGUUUUUCGUGGGCUCAACCCUCCUAGUACAUCCUUCAUGUACUUUUCCAUCACCUCAGAUCAUUAAGUUCUUUCGUCUUUUUUCUUUAAUCAAGAAGGAUCUGCUUUUGAUUUUGGAGAGCUAGAGGAGGCUAUUGUGCUGCAAGGAGUUAAGAUCAACAAUGAUGAAGCCAAAACACCUUUAUAUGCAGCAACCGUCAGGCCUGCAGCAACUCUGGAAAUGUUCCCUUCUUGGCCCACUAGACUUAUUCAGACUCCUAGAGGAAGUUCAAAGUCUGGAGAGGAGAGUACUGAUUCAGGUUCAGCAGUAAACACACUAUCGAGUAGAGCUGAGGCCAGACUGGAACCGGAAUCCCCCAUCAGCAAAAAAUCAUCAUUGGAACCUCAAGGACUUGAGCAGAAGCAUCUUCAGCUACCAAACCAACAGCAACAGCUAGAGAUGGCUAAUGAUGGCUCGAGAGUAGAAAUGCCACAGGAUCAUCAACCAGCUGGUGGAAAACCCACAACUGAAAAGAGAAGAGGGCCUGGUUCAACUUCAGAGAAAGUGCUCGAUGCUAAGACAUUGAGACGUUUAGCACAAAACAGAGAAGCUGCGAGGAAAAGUAGGCUUAGAAAAAAGGCCUAUGUACAACAGCUAGAAACAAGCAGGAUAAGGCUUACUCAACUUGAACAAGACCUUCAACGAGCCCGUGCUCAGGGAUUUUUCUUGGGUGGUGGUGGUGCUCCUGGUGGGAACAUCAGCUCAGGAGCUGCGAUAUUCGAUAUGGAAUAUGCAAGAUGGCUAGAUGAUGAUCACAGGCACAUGUCAGAGCUUCGAACUGCUUUGCAAGCUCACUUAUCAGAUGGUGAUCUGAGGGUGAUAGUUGAUGGAUACAUUGCACAUUAUGAUGAGAUUUUCCGCCUCAAGGGAGUAGCAGCCAAAUCUGAUGUAUUCCAUCUCAUCACUGGAAUGUGGACUACUCCUGCCGAAAGAUGCUUUCUUUGGAUGGGCGGUUUUCGUCCCUCUGAGCUAAUCAAGAUGUUAAUAACGCAACUAGACCCUUUAACGGAGCAGCAAGUUGUGGGGAUAUAUGGUCUCCAACAUUCUUCGCAACAAGCCGAGGAGGCUCUCUCGCAAGGAUUGGAACAAUUGCAGCAGUCUCUGAUUGAAACUAUAGCCGGUGGCACUGUCAAUGAUGGGAUGCAUCACAUGGCUGUUGCCUUAGGCAAGCUCACCAAUCUUGAAGGUUUUGUCCGUCAGGCCGAUAAUUUAAGACAGCAAACUCUUCAUCAUCUGUUGCGAAUAUUGACAGUUCGACAAGUGGCACGAUGUUUUUUGGUCAUUGGAGAGUACUAUGGUCGACUCCGAGCACUUAGCUCCCUUUGGGCAUCACGGCCAAGAGAGACUAUGAUUGGUGAUGAGAACUCUUGCCAAACAACCACCGAUUUGCAGAUGGUACAAUCUUCCCAGAAUCAAUUCGCCAACUUCUGAUCCUAGCUCAGAGUAGCCUGAUAGAGUAUUGAUGUUCAAAUCCCAUAGCCUCCUCCCAUGCCUCUUAGCUUUAGGGCUUCCCAAUCUAUAUACUUUAGAGGAAGUAGCAUUUCUUGAAAAUUCUAGCUUGUUAAAAUCCUUGACUUGUAUUAUGAUCUUGUAAAUGUAAAUCAGAUCUAUCUGCAUCAGGAAGCUCCCUAUGAAUUAAUUUAUGAAAAAAAAACAAUUUUAAAAUGUCGAUAUUUCUAGACGAUUAUGUAAUAUCAUAUUCAAUC